ACAAUCACAAGGUGACAAGCCACGAUGAAAGCUCUUCACGCCGAAGUAGCCAAAGAUCUUCUGGACGCUCUCUUGGAUGAUGAACUGAGUGACGUCUAUCUGACCUCUUCCGAUGAUGUUCAAGUUCCGGCGUGUCGCUUCGUGCUGGCAGCACGCAGCACGGUUCUGAAGCGUAUGCUGUACGGUAGCUUCCGGGAGGCAAAGUCUUCUACUAUCUGCAUGUUGGGUUACGAUAGCGUGACUUUGCAGGCAAUCGUUGACUUUUGUGCACACAACGAUAUUUCCCGUUGCACAGCGAAAUUAAAGCAAGAUGAAACUUCUAUACGUCAGCUGGUGCAUCUUGCACGAGCCGCUGACUAUUUGGAACUGCCCGGACUAGAACAGCUAUGCGAGUGCGAAAUUAGAGCACGAAUGACGCUGCACCCGCCGCUGGCGUGUGCAGUAUACGACGAGGCCGAGCGCUCAACAGAAGUGUCGGAAUACGCCAUGCAAAUGCUGGAGUGUCGGCCUUACGUAGCGUUGGAUCACGGAGGCGAUCGUGCUACUGGUGGAGGCAUCGAGUCUUUGCACUCCGAACGACUCCUAGACGUGGUGCACAAUACUCAGCUUGGUGCGGGAGAGUUUUUCCUAUUCCGAAUGAUGGAGCGGUGGUUCCAAGACGCGCAGCUAAAAGACCACAAUGCCGCUCUCCAGACGGCACACAAGUGUACCCAAUAUCUACAGUUUGAAAACAUCGAGCCCAGCCUUUUGUUAAAAGAAGUCAAGUCUUGUGAGUUUGUGUCUUCCGAACUUAUUUUUGCCGCGGUCGCCAAGCAAGCACUUCGAGCUUCGCAAGACAGAGUAUGGAGUCUGGGAUGCCGCGGAAAAGAACAUGUUGAGCGAGUGCUGGUUGAAGGUGCAGGAAACCGGGACGCCAAUGGCAUGUAUUACUUGAUUGCUCCUUUAGCCAACAAUGACCUUUACGCGAAACGUGAAGUCGCAUGCGGCCAGCAGCGUGUUUACACGCUGUCGUGCAGUACCAAAGAAGAACAGUAUGAGUGUCGCAUUUUUUGCAGUACAUUGCUGACGUCUGGCGCAAUUUUUAAUUUGCAAAGCAUGCAAAAGACGUCUGUUGUCGAACCCGUCUUUCAGCCGGUUCUACAAAUAAUAGAAUUGAAGGAACCCGAGAGCUCAGUACCGACACCGAUUCGUAAAUACUAUCGAGUCCGUGUGUCGGAUGGUGAAGUGCACAUGGCGGGAACGUUGGCCACUGCUUGGAACAGUAUGGUGGAAAGUAAAGAGGUAUUGGCACGGUCAAUAUGUAAGAUCCUGCAAUAUGGUUUGUACGAAAUAGACGGAACAGUCUGUAUUCAUAUCCGGGAAAUGUCGAUCGUAACGACCAACCCUGGGCAGCGAUUUGGACGUCCUAUCCCUCUGGAAGAAGCUGAUGGUUACAGCCGGGAACAUCAGUCCGAAAACCUACUGAGUCUCUACUCUUGUACGCAUCCAAGAGUCCAAGGUGCGAAGGAUAUAAAGGUCCCUCGAACUGGUUGGCAAGUCGACGAUCAAGGCGAUGGACCCGUCCCAUCGUGCACUUGGAUGCCACCGUUGCGCAAAGCAGACAACCUAAAUACAUCAUAUACGUCCUUGCGGUCCUCUACUUCACCUAUAUCAGGCAAUACUGAACCGCACAAUGGCUCUUCUUAA
Molecule: messenger RNA, 1686 nt
Organism: Phaeodactylum tricornutum CCAP 1055/1
Lineage: Eukaryota; Bacillariophyta; Bacillariophyceae; Surirellales; Neidiaceae
Exons: 1
Coding region: 25-1686 (553 amino acids)
Biological process (GO): DNA replication
Cellular component (GO): nucleus
Molecular function (GO): DNA binding; protein binding
Source: RefSeq, a predicted model, not a curated record